Messenger RNA from Diabrotica balteata, 2115 nucleotides. NCBI's taxonomy places the organism in Eukaryota, Metazoa, Arthropoda, Insecta, Coleoptera, Chrysomelidae. The record is from the annotation of a GenBank genome assembly.
AUGCUACCUCUUGUAGCCAGUUUAACUCCGAAAGAAAUAGGAAUAGACUUUUCAAAUCAGAUGCAGGCAACUCGAUCACACAGAAUUUUGUCUAUGGUUUUAAAUCGAAAAGAAAAUAAUCAACAGCCUUCUAGCAGUACCAAGAAAGUUUCUGAAACUGCUGUAUUCACUGAGUUCAGUGAAGUCUAUAAAGUAAGUGCCACAGAUGGGACCCUAAUACCGAUAGAAGGAGAUUUUCGAGAUACUACUCACUGGCAUGAUACUGAAAAUAACUCCAUUUUGCUCAGCAACUUUCAACAGCCAAUAUUUCAAGAUGAAGUCCUCGGUGAAGUCGCACAUGAGUACCUUGUAGAAACUGAUGAAAGAACAGAAAACACUACUUCAAGUUUUGCAUAUUUAGAACAGAGUAAAAUUCAACAGCAAAUAUUUGAAGAUGAAGUCCUCUGUAAAGAUACACAUGAGCACCUUGUAGAAACUGAUAAAGUAACAGAAAAUACUAAUCCAGAUACUUAUUUCAAGCAAACUGCUUUAUUGGAAAUAGGCAAUUUGCACCUUAAACCCGGUUCAAGCAUCACCUCUGAGGAUUCCAAUCAAAACGACGAUGACUAUAUCCUUGAAGAAGAUCCCGAAUGUUCAGAUAAAACUGCUAAUAAUGAAGAGAAAACAGACAGUUCGAGGAGGUCACAUGAAAAUAAACUAAAUGAAGAAAAUAGAAUAAGACGCAGAAAGCGGAAGGCAGAUGUGGAAAACUGGAACAGGCAGGCAACAAAAUCUAGAAGAAUGCAUGGAGUGGAAUACGCUGGUUUCCAAAGAAAUAAGGAUCGUAAAGUAUCCUACGGAAUAAAGCGACCAGAGAGAAAGAUAAGAGACAGGUGUGUAUCUUUAGCAUGUACGAAGUCUACAAAGCAUUUCUGUGGGUCCUUCUCGGAGGAAGAGAGGAAUCUUAUGUUCCGAACUUUUUGGGGCAAAAUGGACUGGCAAGAAAAGAAGGCAUACAUAACGGGUAACAUGGAAUACACAAAAACGAAAAGGUCAUCGAAAGGUAAAGAACCAUCAAGAAGAAGUGGAACCUAUUACUAUUAUUUAAGAAACAAAACUAAUGAAAAAAAGAGAGUCUGCAAGAAAAUGUUCUUAAAUACGUUCGAUUUAAAAGAAGACAUGGUUCAUGAUUGGUUCAAAAAGACAGAGCAUGGGCUUAUUUGUAUAAGAGAAGAAAACUCAAACACAAGUGCGGAUCAAAGAAGAUCAAAUAAUUUUAAUAAAGGAAAAAGAAAUUGUCUGGUUGAUUGGUUCAACAUGCUACCAAAGAUGGCCUCUCAUUAUUGUCGCAAGGACACAAAGAAAAAAUAUUUAGAGACAAUUUUUCAGACCAAAGCUCAAUUAUAUAGAGAGUAUUUAAAGCACUGUGAUAAUAACAGUCUGGAAAAAUUAUCGUAUGCUAUUUUUGACCAAAUAUUUUGCGACUUAAACCUAAGUUUGUACCAGCCAAAAAAAGACUGGUGUGAUACCUGUAGCGCAUUUGAAGUUAAGAAUAUCGACCAGUUUGCUUACGCAUCACACAUAGAAAGAAAAAAUCUAGCAAGGGAGGAGAAAGCCAAAGAUAAAGAAGAUGCUAUCAACCACAAAAAUUACACUUUUACAAUGGACCUUCAAGCUGUAAAAAGCUGCCCCGUCUUGAACGCAAGUGCCAUAUAUUAUAAAAAGAAACUAACAGUUCACAACUUCACUAUGAAAAUAGAGAAUCAAAACAUUAUGAAGGUAUUUUCUGAAGAAAAGGCCAUUAAAAUAGUACUAAACAUCAACAUUAAUAAUAUUAAUUUAUAUGAUCAGGACACAUGUGAUAAAAUUGGUAAGCAUACAGUUUCUUCAACGAAUAAGACUGUUCUAGAAAAAUGUAAUUUAAUCCCUAAUAUGUGUAUUUCUUCAACGAAUAAGACUGUUAUAGAAAAAUGUGAUUCAAUCCCUAAUGUGUGUGGUUCUCUAACGGAAAAAACUAUUCCAUCAAAAUGUUAUUCACUCUCUGAUUUACCUGUUUCUGCAAGUAAUACUAUGAAAAAAACUGAAUGUAAUGAAAUAAGGCUUUUUUGGCUUGUUUGUAUCAAUGGUUUAGAAUGA